This is a messenger RNA of Vicia villosa (hairy vetch), 534 nucleotides long. RefSeq lists its product as uncharacterized. The transcript is spliced from 2 exons. The coding region runs from base 1 to 534 and encodes 177 amino acids. NCBI's taxonomy places the organism in Eukaryota, Viridiplantae, Streptophyta, Magnoliopsida, Fabales, Fabaceae. The record is from RefSeq and is a predicted model, not a curated record.
AUGGGUUGUAAAAGAGGAGGAAAUUACAAAAGAAGAAGUGCAUCUGAAACCACUAAUUCUUAUGAUGACAUUUAUAGUUUGAAGGUUAAAUGUCUGUUUAGGCUGAGAUCUAUUCCAAGUGGCCUCAGUUGGAAGGUGAUGGUUAGAGGCGGGAUGCACAAUCAUAGAGUAGAUAAUGAUUUGGAAGACCAUAAUAUUUUAUGUCGUCUAAAAGAUCAUGAAAGAAAGUUUGUAAAUGACAUGACGAACUACAAUAUGGCUCCUAGGUACAUAAUUGUUGCUUUGAAAGACAAAGAUCCAGAAAACUUCACGAGUAUUACCCAAGUGUAUAAAUCUAGAUCAACAUACAGAAUAGGCAAGAGAGGUACAUUAACAGAAAUACAAAUGUUAUUGAGCCUUAUUCACAAAGAGAAAUGCAUGUGUUGGACUAGAAAUAGGGACAACUCGAAUAUUGUAGGUGAUAUCUUCUGGACACAUCCUGAUUCUGUAAAGUUGUUGAACAUGUUUCAUCUGGUACUAGAUACCACUGCUUGA